AUGGAAGAGAAAAUUAGACUAGCUACUCAUAAUAUUAUAAUUUUGGUAAUACAUGAUGAGUGUAUUUUCUCAGUGUAUAAUAAAAGACAUUGGUUAAAAAUGCCAAAAGGGAAGCAGCCACUUUGCAAAAAAAAUCAAGAAAGAUCUGUUCAUAAAAGUGAAUUUCUCACUGAUGUUGGUGGACAUUUAAUAUUAUAUAAAGAAAACAAAUUUUCAGGUACAAAAGCUCUUUUUGUAUUUGAUAAUGCAACUAGUCAUUGCAUAUAUGCUGAAGAUGCUCUUUUGGCAAAAAAUAUAAAUUUAUCUCCUGAUGACAAACAGCCCAAAAUGAG
This is a messenger RNA of Cetraspora pellucida, 332 nucleotides long. Lineage: Eukaryota; Fungi; Glomeromycota; Glomeromycetes; Diversisporales; Gigasporaceae. The record is from the annotation of a GenBank genome assembly.